GCGAUCUGAGUGGAGCGUCAUGUGUGGAGGGGGUUGAAGCCUAACCUGCUCCUGUCUCCUUUCUGUCAGCCGAUUUCUGUGCAAGACGAAACAAAACGACCAAAAAAAAAACAAAAACUUGUUUCGCUCUCUGCUUCUGCGCUUCUUCCUCCUUUCUCGGCACAGCUAUGACCUGCUGCUCUGUUUAUGACUCUUUUUUUUUUUAACAUAAACUCCUUUUCUUCCUUUCCCUGUGUUUUUCCUUUCUUCAUGUCUUGCAGAAACCAAAUGGGGAAUCUGUUAAAAGUGCUCACUUGCACAGAGCUUGAACAGGGACCAAACUUUUUCCUUGACUUUGAAAAUGCACAGCCGACAGAAGGUGAGCGUAAGGUGUGGAACCAGGUGAACUCGGUCCUGCAGGACUCUGAGAGCAUCCUGACCGGGCUGCAGGCGUACAAAGGGGCGGGGCUGGAGAUCAGAGAUGCGAUCCAGAAUCCCAAUGACAUGUCGCUGCAGGAGCGAGCCUGGAACUCCGUCUGCCCGCUGGUCAUCAAACUCAAGACGUUCUACAGUUUCUCUCUCCGACUAGAGGAAGCUUUGAAGAGUUUGCUGAAGUCGCUUACUUGCCCGCCCCUCACUCCCACUCAGCAUCUGGAGAGGGAGCAGGCGCUGGCCAAACAGUUCGCCGAGAUCCUCCACUUCACUCUGCGCUUUGACGAGCUCAAGAUGAGGAUUCCUGCCAUCCAGAACGACUUCAGCUACUACAGGAGGACCAUCAGUCGGAACCGGAUAAACAACAUGAAUUUGGACAUUGAAAAUGAAGUUAACAAUGAGAUGGCCAACCGGAUGUCUCUGUUCUACGCUGAGGCCACGCCCAUGCUGAAAACACUGAGCACCGCGACGACAAACUUUGUGUCGGAGAACAAAACUCUUCCACUGGAGAACACGACAGAUUGCCUCAGCACCAUGGCCAGUGUGUGUAAGGUCAUGCUGGAGACGCCGGAAUAUUCGAGUCGCUUCAGCAGCAAGGACACACUCUUGUUUUGCAUGAGGGUGAUGGUGGGAGUGAUCAUCCUUUACGACCACGUCCACCCAAACGGCGCUUUCACCAAGUCCUCCAAGAUAGAUAUGAAAGGCUGCAUAAAGGUGCUGAAGGACCAGCCAGUCGACAACGUCGAAGGACUCUUGAACGCUCUCAAAUUCACCACCAAACACCUGCACGACGAGUCCACUCCAAAAAACAUCCAGUCGAUGCUCCAGUAACAUUUUCUUUUUCUUUUUAUAAAUGUUGAUAUGAAGAGGAUCAUUCUGCUGACCUCAGACAAGAUGUAAAUGUUUACAUUAUUUUAAAAAAAUUGGUUUGUUGUUCAUACUUGUGUGUAUUGUGCAAAAAUCCUGCACUCCGGUUUAUUUUAGUCCUGCAGAUUUGAUUACUUUCUACUUUCCCACCAUAAAAAAAAAAAGAAAAACAAAAAAUUUAAUGUCGAGCUUCAGAUGAGAUUCUCCUGAUGCAGAAUAAAUAUUCGUUUUUGGGAUACCGACUUGAGAAAAUCCGUCUUCGGUUCACCUUUGCACCACGGUGUGAGAUUUCCGAGAAAUGCAUUAAAGUCUCAGAAGUCAAACGGACUUCAUCUCUGUUGGGAUGAAGAAUUGAUGAAAGGUGCGCUGUUGAAAGUGAUUAUAAAUGAUCCAAUCAAAUGUUUCCUUGAGCUGAUUUUAAAAGCUACAUGCUGUGCCAUGUUUUUGGGUAAAUUUCAUCGUAACUGUGCUCCCCGUUUUAAGUGGCAGCACUGGUUCAAAUCUUUAAAGGCUUAAAAUAAAUUCAUCUUUUAUCGCAGCAGCAUGAUCUCGCAUUGGAAAUACUUGAAAGCUCAAUCAUUUUUAAUUUAUCCUCUGGCAAAACCACCCAUUUAGCAUAAAUAACCGUAAUUUAUUUAAAUUCAAAUUUCAGUUUUAUUGUAGUUUAUUUUGGAAAUAAUAAACUACACCAAAUUCAACAAAAUGGACACUAAUUUUGUUGUGAAUUUGAUACACUUGUGUAACUGAUCAAGACCUGCAAAGAAAAAAAUCUUGCAGCCACUUAUUGUGUAACAAUUUUUUGAUUUAAGACGAUGCAACUGGAAUAAAAGAUGCAUUUCUACACGUUUUUACCGCGUGGGCCAGUAUUUUUAUGGUAAUCGUUCUUUUAACAGAAAGACCAAAAAUAUUUAAUUCUAAAUAAAUUAUAAUUAGUAACAAAAGUCGGAAAUUUUAAAUUACAUAGAAAAAUAAAAGAAACUCGUUCUCCGAAGUGCCCAGUUUUUUGUUGUUUUGUUUUUUUACAUUUAAUUUUAAAUGUGACUGUUGACAUUGUGCUACUCCUUGAUAAAUCAAACUAUGGAGGUGAAGUGAAACAGGCCACCGGCACUGAACAGAUCCUCCAGCUGCCUCACCUGGUUGUGUCCGUGUGUGUGUGUCCGUGUGUGUGUGUGUGUGUGUGUGUGUGUGUGUGUGUGUGUGUGUGUGUGUGUGUUUGGGUGCUUACCUUACACUGCUCUCAAACUAGGUUGGACAAUCUGUGACUGUUAAACUGUGGUUCUUUUUUACUAUACUACUCUGAAGACCAAUGACAGAUGGGGAGAGAAAGAGAGAAUGUGUAUUAAUGGACAUCAAUGUAUAGAGAAGUCGUGUAAAACUUUUUUUUUUUUUUUUUUUACCAUAAUCUGGAUCUCACGAUGGAAAUGCCAGAAGGCUGUCUUGAUGCCCUGCAUUGCCUUAAAUAAGCUGACGAAGCAUGGAAAAACCUGUUUCAGUUGUGCUGAAUCCAUAAAGCCAUACAUUUAACCCUCCUGGGGUGUUAGAACGGGUUAUCCCGUCAGACCGUCAGUUUCCAAAGCCACACCAGAAACCCCCCACCGUAAAAACACACGCGGGUUCAAUGUGGACCAGACCGUGGGAGGGUUAAAACGGGCCGCAGCCACUCCUGUCCCUCCAUUAACACUUCAGACUAACAUCACUUUAACAUCCUGUUGUAUUUUGACAUGCAUCCAAUCAUGGGUGCGAGCCAUAUUUUUGACACAAUGAGAUUUCGGUGUCAUAUAAGUCUCAUUUCUGACUGAAGAGACCCGCCACGUCUUCUGUCAAGGACCUUCUGCAGUCCCAACUGCUUGCCGAAUGAAAGACUUUAUUUUAAUUAUUAAUCUUUCUGUUUUUGUCUUCAACUGACAGUUAUUGUUCAAUAUUGUUCAGAUUUCUGCUCACUGUUUAUGGAAGUUGCCUCAGCUGUGUUCUUGCAUACUGGAUGGGAGGUUUGAAUUGGAUAAUAAAGGUGGUACAUUUCUUAAA
This is a messenger RNA of Poeciliopsis prolifica (blackstripe livebearer), 3303 nucleotides long. It is a transcript of the gene cyria, whose product is annotated as family with sequence similarity 49 member A. The transcript has 10 exons. The record is from RefSeq and is a predicted model, not a curated record. Bases 187 to 1242 code for a protein of 351 amino acids. Lineage: Eukaryota; Metazoa; Chordata; Actinopteri; Cyprinodontiformes; Poeciliidae. Gene Ontology annotation, molecular function: small GTPase binding. Gene Ontology annotation, biological process: regulation of actin filament polymerization.